This is a messenger RNA of Nelumbo nucifera (sacred lotus), 805 nucleotides long. Its product is annotated as autophagy-related protein 8C-like. The record is from RefSeq and is a predicted model, not a curated record. Lineage: Eukaryota; Viridiplantae; Streptophyta; Magnoliopsida; Proteales; Nelumbonaceae.
AGGCAAUUCAUCUUUGUUUGUUGCUUCCGGUUUCGUGUUGGGAUCAGAAACCCUAAUUUCUCCCCAAAAUUCCUUACCUUUAUUUUUAUUUAAUCUCACAUCUCCUCCUAAUUCCCCUGUUUUUGAUUUGGACAGCGCAGAAUUUUCUGUUCUCUAUUCAUCACUUUUUUCGAUCGAUCUGAAAUUCUAAAGUCGCACUUCAAUCUUUACUUUCCGUAUUCAUCAACGUCUUGGUAAGAGAAUAGUCGUUCUACCAGUCGCGCAAUGGCCAAAAGCUCCUUCAAGUUGGAACAUCCACUUGAGAGGAGGCAGGCAGAAGCUGCUCGGAUCAGAGAGAAGUAUCCUGAUAGAAUACCAGUGAUUGUGGAGAAGGCUGAAAGGAGUGAUAUUCCUGACAUUGACAAGAAGAAGUAUCUUGUUCCUGCAGAUUUGACUGUUGGUCAGUUUGUUUAUGUUGUCCGGAAGAGGAUAAAACUCAGCGCUGAGAAGGCCAUAUUCAUUUUUGUCAAGAAUGUUCUACCCCCAACAGCUGCCAUGAUGUCUGCGAUCUACGAGGAGAACAAGGAUGAAGAUGGUUUCCUUUACAUGACUUACAGCGGUGAGAACACAUUUGGGUUCUGACCUAAUUUAGUCAAAUGUAUGUAAAUAAGAUAAAAGAAUGAAGAAAGAUGUAAAUUCUCAGCAAACCCUUUUAUCUCCAUCUCCAGAUGUUCUCUUCUUAGACAAUUAACUAUUGGAUAGUUCGGGUAAUUUGAAUGUUUAUAGAAUGUGCAUGCACAAAUUAAUGCAAUGCUUUAUUCCCCAA